Patella vulgata (common limpet) is the source of this 3682-nucleotide messenger RNA. RefSeq names its product zinc finger protein OZF. The transcript has 2 exons. Gene Ontology annotation, molecular function: DNA-binding transcription factor activity, RNA polymerase II-specific; RNA polymerase II cis-regulatory region sequence-specific DNA binding. The coding region runs from base 154 to 1602 and encodes 482 amino acids. Gene Ontology annotation, biological process: regulation of transcription by RNA polymerase II. The record is from RefSeq and is a predicted model, not a curated record. NCBI's taxonomy places the organism in Eukaryota, Metazoa, Mollusca, Gastropoda, Patellidae.
CCCAUGUUUGUUGUUGUAUUUUGAUAGCUUUAACGUCUGUGUUUUAAAGAGAAGAAUCCUAUGACUUGUCUGGUAGUGUUAAAUAUUAUAUUAUGUAUUUGUUGUAAAACCCCUGCUUCGUAUUCAUUUGAGCCGUGACUCUAACCACUUUCAAUGGAAGAGGAUAUUAAACCAGAUUCCUUGGACCUGGCCUUGACUGUAGCCUUCAACAUAACUAGUAAACUGUUCGAGGACUCUGGUACAUCAUCGGAACCUGUAGAACCGUAUGUUAAGUCAGUAGAGCCACCAGAUACACCCGUUGAACCAUUUAGUACACCCGUGGAAGCGUUUAGUACACCCGUGGAACCGUUUAGUACACCCGUAACCGAAACAAGAGUGAAGAAAAAAGAGAACGGAUUUAAAUGUGAUAUUUGUUCUAAAUGGUUUAGACAAAGAAGUAUGGUCGAGAUUCAUAUGGUAGUUCAUACUGGCGAAAAACCCCAUAAGUGUGAAGUCUGUAGUAAAUAUUUUACCCAGCGUAGUGCCUUACUAAAACACAUGAAAAUUCACACCGGAGAAAGGGCUCAUCAAUGUGAUAUUUGCAACAAAUCAUUUAGGACUAAUGACCAUCUAAAGAGACACACCAGAAUUCACACAGGAGCAAAACCUUAUAAAUGCGAUGUUUGUGAUAAAGCAUUUAGCUCUCAAUAUCAACAACAGAAGCACAUCAUGUUACAUAGUGGAGAGAAGCCUUUUAAAUGUGAGGUUUGCGGUAAAUCAUUUAGUGACAACCACUCCCUAACAAAACAUAUAAUGCUUCAUACGGGGGAGAAAUCCUAUUGUAGAUAUUGUACCAAAUCAUUUUCUACCAGAUACAAGUUGAGCAAGCAUAUAAACAUUGUUCAUAAAGGUGAAUGUCCCUAUAAAUGUGAUUUUUGUACUGAAGCAUUUGUUACGAAAACCGAGUUAAAAGCACACGUCGACACACAUACUGACGUGGAUCCAUUCAUAUGUGACAUUUGUCAUAAAUCAUAUCUAAUUAAGAGUUCUUUUAACGCACACGUCAAACUACAUUCAGCAUCCAACCCUUGUAAAUGUGAAGUUUGCAAUAAGCCAUACUCAAGUUACGCACAACUUCAGGUUCACAUGAGGGUCCACAAUGGCGACCGACCAUAUGAAUGUGAUGUAUGUGGUAAAUCAUUUAUUGAAACCAGCAACUUAACGACCCAUAUGCGAAUUCACAAUGGCGUUAAACCCUAUAAAUGUAAAGUUUGUGGUAUGUCAUUUACGCAAGGAGGAAUUCUAAAAAGACAUAUACGAACUCAUACCGGGGAAAAACCAUUUAGAUGCGACAUUUGUGAAAAAUCGUUUGCUGAAAAAAGGUGUCUGGAAAAACACAUCAUGAUCCACACGGGUGAAAGGCCUUUUAAAUGUGAUGUUUGUAAGAAAGCAUUUAUUACUAAAUAUGAUAAACAGAGGCACAUGGAAAUUCACACGAGGGACAAGCUUUAUCCAUGUGAUAUCUGUAGUAGGUCAUAUACUACCAAUCGUGGCUUAGAGAAACAUCGAAAUGAAAAACAUAAUGAACAACUGUCAGAAGGGGAUCUUUACGUUACCAGUUGAUUAUGAAAUAUAUUUUAUUUAAUUAUUUUUAUAUGCGAGUCGAGUGUUUUUCUCUUUCAAACAGUUAGAUUAUGUAGAGCAGAGAGAGAGAGAAAUGGGGUUUAACGUCCACUCGACACAAACUAGGUCAUUUCGGGACAUGGUUCAAUUUUAUUUCCAUAAUUCGCUUGCGCGUAGGGGUCUUUAGCAGUGGGAGGAAACCGGAUGCUUGGAGAAAACCCACGAGGUUGGACAGGCGACCAUACUCCUUGCCACGUACAACUGGGGAAUCGAAACCACGCCAGUUGACUCAAUGACAGACUUUAUGGUACAACGCGCACGUGUAUGUAGAGCAGGAAACGUGCUCAACGAUGUUAAAAUUUGUAGACUAGAAACGUGCUUUACGCUGAUAAAAUUUGUUAAAUACGAUGAUAGAUGAUACAUUAAAGGAGUAGAAACCUGCUAGAUACACUAAUCAAAUUUGUAGUGAACACUGGCAAUAUAAACUGAUAAAAGAAAUAUUUGUACAUUUUAUAAAUAUGUAUAUAUUUUAUCACUUCAGUAUAUUAUAACGAUAAUCGUAAUAUAAUUAUGUUUUUGUAAAAGAAGUAUAUAAAUUUGCAAGUAGAAGAUAUUUACAUAGAUGUAAAAUAUACAUAACAUUGUUUUUAUGUUAAAUAAUUUAUUAAUGCAUAUUUUCUAUGAAGUAGAUAUUCGGGGUAUAAUUGUUUUUGUAUAUUGAUCAUAGUUUUUCUGCUAUCGUUUAAAAUAAAUUAUGUAAAUGUGUUGGAAGAAGACAUUUCAUAUAUACAUAUGAUAUGUAUUGUACGUUUAUGUUGAUUAAUUUAUUAGGGUAAGAUUCUAUUUAUAAAUACUGUAGAUGAAUGUUGAUGAAUUCAUCGCACCGUACCAAAGACAAUAAUUGAUAUUUAAAGACUUUUUGUCAAUCUUGACAUAUGGUGAUGAUGCUAAGGCUGGACCCAUAAAAUUCUUUCAGCUCACCAUCAUGGUCUGUAAUACGAUGAACAACAGAUUGGCGUGAUAGUCAGACUGGGAGAGGGAACACCCAACCGCGACUUCGAUGGACUAUCUGAUCUAUUCACGAAACUACAUCUAAUGGCAUAUAUUUAAAAGCAUGCACCCAAAACAACCAAACAGAACAUAGAUUGUCAGCAAACACAAAGUCCCUAAUUAGUUCGUAUCAAAACACGAAGUUGCCCUACAUCUUAAAGGCACAAUUGUAAUGCUAUUAUGUUAUUUACAUUUUAGUUUCUGCACCAACCGGGAUAAUGAAGACGGGCAUACGCCAUGCAGUGUGCUGUGUGACAAUUUUAACAGUGGCAAUGACGUAGUACACUGCACUAUUUUUCCAACCCCAUCUGGUAGGAGAUACGUAACAUGCUGUCAACGGGAGCACCUCCGUGUUCGUCACAACCGGGGAACUCUUCUCGGCCAUGCAGUGUGCUAUGUGGCAAUUUUAACAAUGCCAGUGGCGUAGUACACUACUCUAUUCUUUUUUCCAAUCCCAUCCGAUAGGAGAUACGUAACAUGCUGUCAACGGUAGCACCUCCGUGUUCGUCACUCCCGGGGAACUCUUCUCGGUCAACACCGGGAUAGUACCAGGGUCAUCCUUAACGUGCUACCAACGGUACGCACAGGACCUCGGUUGUCAUGCUGUACCGCUGAUCAGGUCAACCUAGACUGGAAAAUCCGGAGGAACCAGGUACAUCUUGGUUAGUGAACCAUCUCCACACAUACCGAACCACCAGUGACUCCCGCCUUUAAUCGCUACUAGAUUACCAUACAGACGCUGGUUGUAACAUUUCUGGUUUGCUUGAUAAUACCUAUAAAUAUCACAUAACCUAUUCAAGUCUCAAAUUAUAUUUUAUUAUGGCUGUAACAAUGGUUAAUAACAGACAACUUCCAUUAGAGUUUUAAGACAUAAAGUUGUUAAAACUAGAUAAAAUCCCAAAUAACACCGUUUAUGGUAUAAAACGAAGAUUUAUGGGUAUUUUUAUAGCGGUUUGCCUUCUUUAGAAUCAUUAAAUUGUGCUGUAGUACGAUGGUUACUGGUCAUAAUAUAUUAAAUAUACCCUCCAUU